Molecule: messenger RNA, 896 nt
Organism: Olea europaea var. sylvestris
Lineage: Eukaryota; Viridiplantae; Streptophyta; Magnoliopsida; Lamiales; Oleaceae
Product: protein transport protein SEC16B homolog
Exons: 1
Coding region: 388-882 (164 amino acids)
Biological process (GO): autophagy; COPII vesicle coat assembly; Golgi organization
Cellular component (GO): ER to Golgi transport vesicle membrane; endoplasmic reticulum exit site
Source: RefSeq, a predicted model, not a curated record
ACUACAGCAAGCAUCACGAAUUGGAAUCAAGUUUCACAAGUAAGCGGUGACACAACAGGGGUUGCACUGAAACAGUAUUGCCAACUAAAUGGUGGGUACCCACCACAUAUUUUUUUUGACCCUCAAUACCCUGGCUGGUAUUAUGAUACUAUUACCCAGGAAUGGUGUUCUUCGGAAUUAUUUACUGCAUCUGAUCUGUCCACUGCCCAAACUCAAGCGAAUGAGAAUGGAUAUGCUUCGACCGAAACAUUCUCUGGAAACAAUGAUCAGAAGACAGACGUUGCAUAUGAUCAAGUUAAUAACUCUGGAUCCCAAGGCUUUAGUAACCAAGGCAAAGAUCAGAGCUGGGCUGGGUAAUUCAGUAAUAAUAAUCAACAAAGUUCAAGAAUGUGGAAACCUGAAACUGUUGCCAACGAUGAACCUACUUCACAAUAUAGUGGAGACCAACAAUUGGAAAAUUACUACAAGCAGAACUUCUCAUUGAAUGCUCAUGAAAGCGAAGAAAAAUCCGUUAAUCUUGGGGAAACUGGUUCGUAUUAUGAAAAUGUCAGUCAAGGUCAAAAUGGCUUUGGUAUGCCUGCUGGUUCCCAAAAUCCUGUUUUUGGGGUGUACUUCAAUCAGCAGUUCAAUCAGUCUGGGAUUAGUCAGAAUGGCCACAAACGAAUUUCUUAUGACUACCAUAGCAAUCAGAAUUCAUUUAGCUUUUCGCAGCAGUGUAUGCAGAGUGCCGAUCAAUUCUCUUAUGCUCCUGCUGCAGAAAGGUCAUCUGCCGGCCAUCCUCCGCAUGCUUUGGUCACUUUUGGUUUUGGUGGAAAGCUCAUUGUGAAGAAAGAUAGCAGCUCUGCUGAAAGCUCAAACUUUGGGAAUCAGGCCAGUUUUUGAGGUAUCUGUCCUAU